Molecule: messenger RNA, 261 nt
Organism: Aspergillus tubingensis
Lineage: Eukaryota; Fungi; Ascomycota; Eurotiomycetes; Eurotiales; Aspergillaceae
Exons: 4
Coding region: 1-261 (86 amino acids)
Source: RefSeq, a predicted model, not a curated record
AUGCGAAAUGUACGGGACAAGGCAAUUGUAACGGCGACUUCCUUCACCGAUUUUGAAGUGAACAAAGAGGCCGAGCGAGGCCGAUUUGGGCGGGAGUCCCCGAGUGAAUAUCACCCUCGUGGACCAGCGGUUCCUUCGGACGGUCGGGGAGAGGAUGUGCAGGGGAACAAGACGAUCGAAGGGGAAUGGAAGGAUGGAAAUGCCGGGGAUUCGUUGAACCAUGGUUCAGUCCAUCAGUGGUCGAGUAGAUCGAUGGGAUGA